Priceomyces carsonii is the source of this 2118-nucleotide messenger RNA. RefSeq lists its product as uncharacterized. NCBI's taxonomy places the organism in Eukaryota, Fungi, Ascomycota, Pichiomycetes, Serinales, Debaryomycetaceae. Gene Ontology annotation, biological process: lipid homeostasis; fatty acid beta-oxidation using acyl-CoA oxidase. Bases 1 to 2118 code for a protein of 705 amino acids. Gene Ontology annotation, cellular component: peroxisome. The record is from RefSeq and is a predicted model, not a curated record. Gene Ontology annotation, molecular function: acyl-CoA oxidase activity; FAD binding; fatty acid binding. The transcript has a single exon.
AUGGUGUCUGUUAGAGGUACAGUGACUACGUCUGAACCACCUAAUCCAGCCAAGUUGAUUCAACUUGAGCGCGAUAGGGCUACUUUUGACCCAGAGCUAAUGAAUUACUUUUUGGAAGGAUCUAAAGAAUUUUCCGAGGAGGCUAAAGAAUUCAUGCAAAGAAUGGAAAGGGAUCCGAUUAUGUCGGCUAAUCCAAAUUAUUAUGAUUUAACUAAAGAGCAGCAAAGAGAGUUAACUGCUCUCAAAAUCAACAGAUUGUCUAGAUACAUUGAGAUCGAGACAUUUGAUAAGUUUGAGAGAAGUAUGUCAUUGAUCUCUGUUUUCGAUCCUCAGCUCCAUACGAGGAUUGGGGUCCAUUUGGGGCUUUUCCUUGGUUGUAUUAGGGGUAAUGGAACAUUGGAGCAGCUCAGCUUCUGGGCCUUGAAAAAGGAGACGGCUUUUAUUAAAAACAUUUACGGAUGUUUUGCGAUGACUGAAAUAGCCCAUGGUUCCAAUGUUGCAGGGUUAGAAACAACGGCUACUUUCGAUCAGCAAGAAGACCAAUUCGUUAUAAAUACGCCUCAUAUCGGAGCCACCAAGUGGUGGAUCGGUGGAGCUGCCCACUCUGCUACACACGCAACAGUUUACGCCAGAUUGAUUGUUUCUGGAAAAGAUUAUGGUGUCAAGACCUUUGUGGUCGCCUUAAGAGAUAGCAACCACGAUUUGAUGCCAGGUGUGAGUAUUGGUGAUAUUGGUGCAAAGAUGGGUAGAGAUGGUAUCGAUAAUGGAUGGAUUCAAUUUAGUAAUGUGAGGAUUCCAAGGUACAAUAUGUUACAAAAGUACUGUAAAGUAUCCGCUGAAGGUGAUGUGAUAGAGCCACCCAACAAUCAAUUGUCUUAUUCUGCGUUGCUCGGUGGUAGAGUCAUUAUGGUUAAAGAUGCAUUCAGAUGGUCUUCAAGGGUUCUUACCAUCGCAUUGAGGUAUGCGGUAGGCAGAAAGCAAUUUAAGUCCUCCAAGGCAGGUGAAAACGAAAGUGAGACACAAUUAAUUGAUUAUCCAUUGCACCAACGUCGUUUGAUCCCGCUAUUGGCGUUGACUUAUGCAUUCUCUAAUGGUGCUAAUGUCUUGGCAGAGCUUUCCUCUACUACUAUGGAUGAAUUGGAUGAUGCGGUCGCUAAUGAGGACAAAGAAGGUGUUGACAGAGGGAUUGAAGCCAUGAAAUCUUUAUUUGUUGCAUCUGGCUCCUUGAAAUCUACCUGUACGUGGUUAACCUUAAAUACCAUUGACCAAUGUAGGCAAUCAUGUGGUGGUCAUGGUUAUUCUUCUUACUCAGGAUUUGGUAAGGCCUACAAUGAUUUUGCUGUUCAAUGCACUUGGGAAGGUGAUAAUAACAUAUUGGGUAUGUCUAUUGGUAAACAAUUGGUGAAGAACAUUUCAUCGGUGCUUAAGGAUGGUGUCAAGUCUACUGGUAUACUUGAAUUUUUGUCCGACUCUAAAAAGUACUUGAACAAGGACAUUAUAUUGAAGCCAGAGGAUUUGAAUAAUCCGAGAAAAAUAUUGUUUGCUGUUGAAGUGGCUAUUGUUCGUGCUUCUGACCAAGCUUUAAAGACAUUGGAUGCGCAAGAUCAGGAUUGGGAUUACAUCGGCGCAGAUCUUGUCCAAUUAUCAAAAUUAUUGGCUCAUUUUUUCUUAUUAAAGGCUUUCCUUGACAAGGUCGAUACUAUGAAAGAGAAAGAAUUGGCUAGUGUUUUGGAUAAGUUAGCUCAAUUAUAUUGUGCCACAAUAAUUCUAGAAGGCUUUUCGGGUGUAUUUUUGACGUUUUCUGUUGUUUCUACUGACACAAUAUCGAUUUUAACUGCAGAGCACAUUCCGAAAUUAUGCAAGGAACUUAGGCCACAUGUAAUUCCUUUGACUGAUUCGUUUCAUUUGACUGACAUGAUGAUCAACUCAUCCUUGGGGUCUUACGAUGGCAACAUUUAUGAAAAUUACUUCAAAAUCGUCAAAUCUAUUAACCCUCCAUUCAACUCCAAGGCUCCUUAUUCUUCUUCUCUCCAAGCUAUGUUGAACAGACCCUCUCUUGAUGAAAGACAAAGGGAUGAGCUUUCUGAUGAAACUGCUGAAAUCUUGUCUGGAGAGUAA